Molecule: messenger RNA, 1146 nt
Organism: Funneliformis mosseae
Lineage: Eukaryota; Fungi; Glomeromycota; Glomeromycetes; Glomerales; Glomeraceae
Source: the annotation of a GenBank genome assembly
AUGCAAAUCUUUGUUAAAACUCUUACCGGAAAGACCAUAACCCUUGAAGUUGAGUCGUCAGACACUAUCGACCAAGUUAAAGCUAAAAUUCAAGACAAAGAAGGAAUCCCUCCGGAUCAGCAACGUCUCAUCUUCGCCGGAAAACAGCUUGAGGACGGUCGUACCCUCUCCGAUUACAAUAUUCAGAAAGAAUCUACCCUUCACCUUGUUCUUCGUCUUCGCGGAGGAAUGCAAAUCUUUGUAAAGACACUUACCGGUAAAACCAUCACCUUGGAGGUCGAGUCUUCAGAUACCAUUGAUCAAGUCAAAACCAAAAUUCAGGAUAAAGAAGGAAUCCCCCCAGACCAGCAACGUCUCAUCUUCGCUGGUAAACAGCUCGAGGACGGUCGAACCCUCUCCGAUUACAAUAUUCAGAAAGAAUCUACUCUUCACCUUGUACUUCGACUUCGCGGAGGAAUGCAAAUCUUUGUAAAGACCCUCACCGGUAAAACCAUCACCUUGGAAGUCGAGUCUUCAGAUACAAUCGAUCAAGUUAAAGCCAAAAUUCAGGACAAAGAAGGAAUCCCCCCAGACCAGCAACGUCUCAUUUUCGCUGGUAAACAACUUGAGGACGGACGUACCCUAUCCGAUUAUAACAUUCAAAAAGAAUCAACCCUUCACCUUGUUCUUCGUCUUCGCGGAGGAAUGCAAAUCUUUGUAAAGACUCUCACUGGCAAAACCAUCACCUUGGAAGUCGAGUCAUCCGAUACAAUCGAUCAAGUCAAAGCUAAAAUUCAAGAUAAGGAAGGAAUCCCUCCAGAUCAACAACGUCUUAUUUUUGCCGGUAAACAACUAGAGGAUGGUCGUACCCUUUCCGAUUAUAACAUUCAAAAAGAAUCAACCCUACAUCUUGUUCUUCGUCUUCGUGGUGGUAUGCAGAUUUUUGUUAAGACCCUCACUGGUAAGACUAUUACCCUUGAGGUUGAAUCGUCUGAUACUAUUGAUCAAGUAAAAACAAAAAUUCAAGAUAAAGAAGGUAUUCCACCUGAUCAACAGCGUUUGAUUUUCGCUGGUAAACAGUUAGAAGAUGGUCGUACCCUCUCUGAUUACAACAUCCAAAAGGAGUCAACUCUUCAUCUUGUUCUCCGUCUUCGUGGUGGUCAAUAA